Messenger RNA from Fukomys damarensis (Damara mole-rat), 3306 nucleotides. RefSeq lists its product as uncharacterized. Bases 1 to 675 code for a protein of 224 amino acids. Lineage: Eukaryota; Metazoa; Chordata; Mammalia; Rodentia; Bathyergidae. The transcript is spliced from 4 exons. The record is from RefSeq and is a predicted model, not a curated record.
AUGAAAGUUGCAAGUGGGCCACCCCGCCCUGCCCGGCGACCGCAGCCUCUUGGCCCCGACCCCGUGCUGGCCGCCCUCGCGCUGCAGCUGCCCUCGACAGGGGACAUGCAGCAUUUUGCAACCCUGGCUGCAGGAUCCACCAGACUGGGCACCGUCGGAACGAGGAAGCUCCUAGGACAACUGAGCAAGAGAGUUUCCUGGGUUCCUUCCCGGCUGUGCCCAGAGCGCUGGGGGCCCACAGUCGCGCCCCGGGGCGCCAUUGCGUCAAGUGCGCAGCAGCAGUGGAAACGUCUGAGCCGGCGGGGCGGGAGGGGCCGGAGCGCGAAAUCCCGCCCAGGUACUGGAAGGCGCGCGGGGGCUGAGAAGGGAGGUUGUGCCUCAAGAGCGAUCACAGGUGUCCGGCCCGCUACGCGGGAUGGGGUGCAAGGACACAGGAUGGAGGACCCAUGUCAGGGACCGAGGAGCCUACCGCAAUGGGACGAGGUGGAAGGGUGCUGUGCCCAAGCUCACAGUGUGAGGCCAGGCCCACUGACGCCCAGGGCUCCGACGCGGACGCGGACUGCAUGGCAAUGGUGGCCCAGCGUGAGAGUCGCGAAGGUCCGCGUGCAGCCUUGUCUCGCCUCGGGACAGGAUCCAGACGAGGAGCAUUGGGGGCUGGAUCUGAGACUCAGGUGAUGGAUUUCCGGAGGACUGGCUCUGGGCGACUAUGUACUGCAGGAGCUGGAGACCCAGGGGAUGGAGAAGGAAAGGUCUGAAGCACAGGGACAUUAUACAGGAUGCGGCCUUGUAAAUGUAGAUUCAGGCUCAGAGCUCAAGAAACUCUGGAGACACAGUCUUACAGAGGGUUGUGAAGCAGGCGCCUGAGGAGCUGGAGGAAGAGGCAGAGCCCUGGACAAUGGUACUUAAGGGUUUCUGCCUCCUGCCACAUUCCAGAAGGUUCAGUUGCACAGGAGGAGAGUUAGAGGAGGGCACUUCGGUAGCAUUUAAGACUUGAGACACCAUUUAGGAGAAUAAUAAACUUUCAGGUUAGGUGGUGAGUGGUGACCUAAGAUAACAGUUGUUAUCUUGGUGGGGAUGGCCGAGGCAUUAUAAAUAACGGUCAAGUCUUCCUCAAGUGAAGAAGGGUAGAGGCUGUCCCACUGUCUAGCCCCAGAAGAGCUUUGCCUCAGUCUCUCAGGAGAGGAUGUAGUGGAUGGCUGCAAUUGUGAUCGGUCAAACUUCUUGACAAAUUGUCUAGAUGUGGGGGUGAGUGUUUCCAAGAAGGCAGAAUUUGGUUCAGAAAAUGAAAUUAGCUUGGCAUUUUAAUGCACACUUCCCUUACAAAGAGAACCUGUAGGGCCGGGGAUUUAGCUCAGGUGUUUGGUGGCCUACCUUGCAAGUGCAAGGACUCGAGUUCAAUCCCAGGUACCAAAAAAAAAAAAAAGAGAGAACCUGUAGACCUAGAUAUCCAGGUAGCUAGGAAUCAGAAGUGGGCUGACCCAGCAAUGGAGCAGGUUUCUCUCCAAAGCUUGGCAGUGUGUGCUCUUGGAGGCAGCUUGAGAGCGGCAGAAAUAAAAAUCAGAAACCCCAGGGAACUCCCAGCCCUGGAGUGAAAUGAAACCUUUUCUGUGAAUGGAAGUGAAAAGGGCAGCUGGAAAUCAUGACAUGGUUGGAAACAAGGCUCCAUUAUAUUCACAUUCAUAAUGUUCAAAACAACAACAAAAAUACCAGCAGACCACAGGACUGAGGGUGGGACUGGGAGUGGGAGGCCUGACUUCCUGAAUCUUCCUGGAGGUUCAGCUUCUGUGUGCAUUUGGGAGUGGGUCCACUGGGCCCAGCCAUCCCUCCUUGGUCCCUUCUAGAAUGAUACCUCACUUUCCUCCUACCCCUUUCCCCCUAAAUCUUUAUGCCACCAACACAGGGAAAGGAUCUGCUACUAGUUACUCAGUUAACCAGCUGGCAGAGUAUACUGGAGAAUGCUUCCUCCUCCAGCCAUCUAUACUGUCAAGCUUACUCACCUAUGAAUUUAGCAAAUAGGUGACAACACACGGUCCUAGGUGCUGAGAACAAAAAGACCAUCUCAGCCUGAGGGUUCAGGCUCCAGCUGACUUGUAUGGCAGGCUUGCAUUGGGUUGCCCAUCUAGCAUUCAUUCCUCUGAUUUUGCUUUGGAAAACCAUCCAAACAGCAGAGUCCAAGUGGGACUGAUCCUGCCAUCAGCUUCAAAACAGGUCAUCUCCUGGUUCUUGUUACAUCAGAUGGGCAAGUCCAAGCCACUGUAUGACUUUCUCCUGCCUGCUAUUACUAGUUUAGGGAUGAUCCAAUGUCAGGAGCAAUUCUACAUAAUUUUGGGGAAAAAUAAUUUCACUUUAAAUUAUGAUUAGGCCUAGUUUUCCUGCCUCAGGCUGGCAAUGGCAUGUAGACACAUAACUCCAUUUUUGCCUCUAGUCACAGCUAAAACUUCAGUGGUCCCAUGAACCUGUGACACUGCAGGACAGGAUUGCAUCAGCUAAAGACAUCCUGGUUCCUUGAGAAAGGUUUCAACUGGGGAAAGGAUAGAGGAUAGGAAAAGAAAAUCAUCGGGAUCCACAGACUGCACAGCACCGUAGGAACCAGGAAGCUCCUAGACAAAUUCCUAAUCAAUGUAAGUUCCUCCACGACCUAGGUCUUUAUCAGCAUAUAUUCCUCAUUGUUUUAGGAUUAUCAUUGCCCUCUGAGUCAUCUGUUACUCCCAAUGUGAUGAAUAAAGCUGUGGCAAGCUUGGGGUGCCUUUGUCUUUGCUGCCCAGAGCAGCACUGAUCAGGCCCAGCUUCUACCAGUCUUAUUUCCUGUCUAGUCAUUAAUUCACCUUGUACUGUUGUGGCUCACAGGACAUCAGAACUCACUGCAGGGGUUCUGGUAAUGUCUCCUUUCUCAGUUUCCUACAGUUCAAUUAAAGUUACAAACUCCGUGUCUAAAUGUGUUUAAUAUAAGCAAGGAAAUAAGUAAUUUCCUGGGCUGCUUGCAUUCUUCUGCAACCUUAAAAGAAAACUAAUGUGGGGAAGGCAGAACUGAGAGAAUUAGAGAAAGGGAAAUAUGGUCCUGAUCAACUACACCUGAAGCCUGUACUGUCACUUUUGUCAGUCAUGUGACAGUAAUCCUUCGAAUCUGAGAUGAACUUUUUUAUAGCAGGCAGCAUCUAACUGAAAAAGCAUAAGACAUAUACAAAUAGAAGAUAGAAUGUAGCAAGUGCCAACUGGAUGUGGGUGUGACCCUAUCUGUUUGGGAGGCCGAGACAGAGGGGUCAUAAAUUCAAGGUCAGGCUAGGCAAUUCAGCAAGACCCUGACUC